Molecule: messenger RNA, 3771 nt
Organism: Thermothelomyces thermophilus ATCC 42464
Lineage: Eukaryota; Fungi; Ascomycota; Sordariomycetes; Sordariales; Chaetomiaceae
Exons: 4
Coding region: 381-3533 (1050 amino acids)
Biological process (GO): endocytosis; clathrin coat assembly; actin filament organization
Cellular component (GO): clathrin-coated vesicle; actin cortical patch
Molecular function (GO): phosphatidylinositol-3,5-bisphosphate binding; actin filament binding; clathrin-cargo adaptor activity
Source: RefSeq, a predicted model, not a curated record
AUUGGCUGCUUGAUUUCAACGUUCAAGGCAAAUCGCCGCGCAACUUCCAAGCCUGGCUGACGACGAUAAGGAGGCGAGCUCCAGAUCCGCUGCUCAUUUCAGGUACCUCUAAUAGCACUUAAUUUUUCCCUCCCUUUGUUGAACACGUCGACUUCCCCGACGUCACUCCUAGUGUAGCCACCCGCUCUCGGCCGAAUAGCUUCUACUCCCACGAUCCACCGCGCGGGGUUUCGGAUGCGCGGAAUCUGUCGCCCCUGACACCUGCACUUCGUUCUCUUAUGAUCCGAGUUGCCCAGUGCCGUUUGCGGUUUCGUUCUUCCCGCACCUCUCUGAUUCGCACAUCCACCGACCAACGCGGCGGCACUCUAUAGGUGCCCAACAUGGCUACCAUACGCAGCCUUGACCACACUAAGUCCGAGGCCGAGCUGGCCAUCAACAUCAAGAAAGCGACAAGCCCCGAUGAGACUGCCCCGAAGCGCAAACAUGUCCGCAGCUGUAUCGUCUACACUUGGGACCACAAGUCGUCGCAGUCUUUCUGGGCCGGCCUCAAGGUCCAACCCAUCCUGGCCGACGAGGUCCAGACAUUCAAGGCCCUGAUUACGGUCCACAAGGUUCUCCAAGAGGGUCACCCGGUAACUCUGAGAGAGGCAAUGGCAAACAGGGGGUGGAUCGACAGUCUGAACCGCGGAAUGGCCGGCGAGGGCAUGCGUGGCUACGGCCCCUUGAUCAGGGAAUACGUCCAUUACCUGCUCGCCAAGUUGUCGUUCCACAAGCAACAUCCCGAGUUCAACGGCACCUUCGAGUACGAGGAGUACAUUAGCCUCAAGGCGAUCAAUGACCCCAAUGAGGGUUACGAGACCAUCACGGAUCUGAUGACCCUGCAGGACAAGAUCGACCAGUUCCAGAAGCUGAUAUUCUCGCACUUCCGCAACGUCGGUAACAACGAGUGCAGAAUUUCUGCUCUUGUUCCUCUCGUCACCGAGAGCUACGGCAUCUACAAGUUCAUUACCAGCAUGCUCAGGGCAAUGCACUCAACUACGGGUGACAACGAGGCCUUGGAACCCCUCCGACAAAGAUAUGAUGCACAACACUACCGCCUCGUCAAGUUCUACUACGAGUGCUCCAAUCUCCGCUAUCUCACGAGCCUCAUCACCAUUCCAAAACUGCCGCAAGACCCGCCCAAUCUGCUCGCAGAAGACGACAAUGCGCCUGCGCUUCCUGCACGCCCAAAGAAGGAGAUUGAGAAGCAACCGACGCCCCCGCCACCACCGAAGAAUGAGGAGCCGGACGAGAUCAAUGAGUUCUGGAAAAACGAGCUGGAUAGGCAGAACCGGGAAUUCGAGGAGCAGCAGCGUGUGUUGGAGGCACAGCAACAAGCAGCGCUGCUCGCGCAGCAACAAGCCCAACUGCAGGCACAGCGCGAAUUUGAGGAGCAACAACGGCGGCUGUUGGAGCAGCAACAGCGGGAGCAGGAAGCGUUGAGGGCUCAACAAGCGCAAUGGCAGACACAAGGUCGGCUUGCCGAGCUCGAGCAAGAGAACCUUAAUGCGCGGGCACAGUAUGAGCGCGAUCAACUGAUGCUGCAGCAGUACGACCAACGUGUCAAGGCUUUGGAAGGAGAGCUGCAACAGAUUCAGAACAACUAUGGGCAGCAAAUUAGCAGUAAGGAUGACCAGAUCCGAGCACUGCAGGAGCAAGUCAACACGUGGAGAACCAAGUACGAGGCCUUGGCGAAGCUGUACUCCCAACUCCGCCACGAGCAUCUUGACCUGCUCCAGAAGUUCAAGUCGGUACAGCUCAAGGCUGCCUCCGCUCAGGAGGCGAUUGACCGACGAGAGAAGCUGGAGCGCGAGAUCAAGACGAAGAACCUAGAGCUCGCCGACAUGAUCCGGGAACGCGAUCGCGCCCUUCACGAGAAGGAUAGGCUGGCUGGCGCCAACAAGGACGAAGUGGAAAAGCUGAAGCGAGAGCUCCGGAUGGCCCUGGACCGCGCAGACAAUCUGGAGAGGAGCAAAGGCAACGAGCUCUCCACCAUGCUCUCUAAGUACAACCGCGAGAUGGCGGAUCUGGAGGAGGCGCUGCGCAACAAGUCGCGCGCUUUGGAGGAGGCCCAGGCCAAGCUGCGGGAGGGCAACUCUGAUCUGGAGGCCCUUCUUCGCGAGAAGGAGGAGGAGCUCGAGGUCUACAAAGCCGGCAUGGACCAGACGCUGCUCGAGCUCAACGAGCUGAAGAACAACCAGGGCACAUCAGACCAGGCUCUCGAUAGUCAACUGGAUGUCUUGAUCCUCGCCCAGAUGGAAAAGAUCAAUGAGAUCAUCGACUCGGUGCUCCAGUCAGGGGUACAGCGCGUCGACGACGCCAUGUACGAGCUUGACUCGACCAUGCAAGCUGGCAACCAGAACGCGUCACCUUCUUACGUCUUGUCGCAGAUCGAGAAGGCGGCCGCUAGCGCUACCGAGUUUGCGACCUCAUUCAACAACUUCAUCGCCGACGGGCCCAACGGCAGCCAUGCGGAGCUGAUCAAGAAUGUCAACGUGUUCUCCGGUGCUAUCGCGGACGUCUGCAGUAACGCGAAGGGUCUGACACGCCUGGCCACCGACGAGAGCAAGAGCGAUCUCCUGAUCAGCGGCGCCCGUCAGUCGGCCCACGCCACCGUCAUGUUCUUCCGUAGCUUGCUCAGCUUCCGCCUGGAGGGCAUGGAUCCGAUGCAAAAGACGGACGUUGUUAUCAACGGCAACCACGAAGUUCAAAUGAAUUUACAGAAGCUCAACAAGGUUGUUGAAGGCUUCGCGCCCGGCUUCGGCAAACUUGCCAGCAAGGGCGAUCUGGGCGAUAUCGUCGACCAAGAGCUCAGCAGGGCGGCCGAUGCCAUUCAGGCAGCGGUUGAACGCCUGAACAAGUUGAAGACCAAGCCCCGGGACGGUUAUACUACUUACGAACUCCGGGUCCACGAUUCGAUACUGGACGCCGCCAUGGCAAUCACCACGGCCAUCGCGCAGCUCAUCAAGGCGGCCACCGUUACGCAACAGGAGAUUGUUCAGGCAGGGCGGGGCUCCUCCUCGCGCACCGCCUUCUACAAGAAGAACAACCGGUGGACGGAAGGCCUCAUUUCGGCGGCCAAGGCAGUCGCGUCGUCGACCAACACGCUCAUCGAGACGGCCGAUGGCGUGCUCUCGAACCGCAACAGCCCGGAACAGCUGAUCGUGGCAUCCAACGAUGUAGCGGCGUCGACGGCCCAGCUAGUGGCGGCCAGCCGCGUCAAGGCCGGCUUCAUGAGCAAGAGCCAAGAGAACCUGGAGCAAGCCAGCAAGGCAGUCGGCGCAGCCUGCCGCGCCCUUGUCCGCCAGGUCCAGGAAAUGAUCAAGGACCGCCACGCGGGAGAGGAGAAGAUCGACUACUCCAAGCUGGGUGCGCACGAGUUCAAAGUGCGCGAAAUGGAGCAGCAGGUCGAAAUUCUGCAACUCGAGAACGCCCUGUCUGCUGCGCGCCAGCGGCUCGGGGAAAUGCGCAAGAUUUCGUAUCGCGAAGAGUAAAGAGCUGGGAUGUAGACGGAUUGUGGGAAGUUGAGCGUCGUCGUGGGUAUGGUUGGCGGCAGUCAUUCCCCCUUUUUUUUCGCCUUCGCCGUAUGUAGUUUGUGAGUAGUAAAUACCUUGGAAACUCUUCUUGGGCGCGCUGUCUGUGGAAUCGUCUUCGUGUAAUCAAAACUCAAUCCUCAAUGUCGAGACUGGGGUAUCUUGGCUUCUGCGAGCCUCAGGUGCGGCCGAGGUUGUC